This is a messenger RNA of Penicillium riverlandense, 276 nucleotides long. RefSeq names its product LysM peptidoglycan-binding domain-containing protein. The record is from RefSeq and is a predicted model, not a curated record. The transcript is spliced from 2 exons. NCBI's taxonomy places the organism in Eukaryota, Fungi, Ascomycota, Eurotiomycetes, Eurotiales, Aspergillaceae. The coding region runs from base 1 to 276 and encodes 91 amino acids.
AUGGCUGCUCGGGCAUUUCUCUUCAUGCUAGGUCUCACCUCUCUGGCCGUCUCAAACCCCAUCGAUACGGAUCCGAUGCAAGUGGUGCCCGCCUGCAAUCUUUACUAUACCGUGCAGAAUGGAGAUACUUGCUGGGACAUUAUCUCACGUAAUGAGAACACCAUCACCAUGAAGCAGCUUCUGUGCUGGAACCCAGACGUCAAUCCCUCGUGCUCGAACCUUAUUCCAGGACGAUAUAUCUGUAUCGGGGUUGGGACCAACGGUCCUGCUUGCUAG